Messenger RNA from Astyanax mexicanus (Mexican tetra), 1410 nucleotides. RefSeq names its product splicing factor 3b, subunit 4 (gene sf3b4). Gene Ontology annotation, cellular component: U12-type spliceosomal complex; nucleolus. The transcript is spliced from 6 exons. The record is from RefSeq and is a predicted model, not a curated record. Gene Ontology annotation, biological process: positive regulation of mRNA splicing, via spliceosome. The coding region runs from base 66 to 1271 and encodes 401 amino acids. Gene Ontology annotation, molecular function: RNA binding. NCBI's taxonomy places the organism in Eukaryota, Metazoa, Chordata, Actinopteri, Characiformes, Acestrorhamphidae.
AACGUGUUAGCAGCGGAAGAGGAUCACCCGCAAACUUCCGUUUUUCCGCCAGCGCGUCGUUCAUCAUGGCGGCGGGUCCGAUAUCAGAAAGAAACCAGGAUGCUACGGUAUAUGUAGGCGGUCUGGAUGAAAAGGUUUCGGAGCCGCUGUUGUGGGAACUCUUCCUGCAAGCUGGACCAGUGGUCAACACACACAUGCCCAAAGACAGAGUCACAGGGCAACAUCAGGGUUAUGGCUUUGUGGAGUUCCUCAGUGAGGAAGAUGCUGAUUAUGCCAUAAAGAUCAUGAACAUGAUCAAGCUGUAUGGUAAACCAAUACGAGUCAACAAAGCUUCAGCACACAACAAGAACUUAGACGUGGGUGCCAACAUCUUCAUCGGGAACUUGGACCCCGAAAUCGACGAGAAGCUGCUUUAUGAUACUUUCAGUGCUUUCGGCGUCAUCCUUCAGACACCCAAGAUUAUGCGUGACCCGGACACAGGCAACUCCAAGGGUUACGCUUUUAUCAACUUUGCCAGUUUUGAUGCCUCUGAUGCUGCAAUUGAAGCCAUGAAUGGCCAGUACCUCUGUAAUCGACCCAUCACAGUCUCUUACGCCUUUAAGAAGGAUUCCAAAGGUGAGAGGCACGGCUCAGCAGCCGAGCGUCUCCUGGCUGCACAGAACCCUCUCUCGCAGGCUGAUAGGCCACAUCAGCUGUUUGCAGAUGCCCCGCCCCCUCCCACUGCACCUACGCCUGUAAUGACCACACUGGGAGCAGCCAUUCCCAUUCCAGGCAUGCCUCCUCCUGGCGCAUUCCCCCCUGUGCCACCCCCAGGCUCAAUGCCACCUGGAAUGCCCCCUGGCAUGCCCAUGCCCCUUGCUCCAGGGACACCUUCCCCUCAGGGCGGUGCUACAGGACCUCCCCCAGGACCACCGCCCUUCCCACCUGCUGGAAUGCACCCUCCAGGUAUGCCACCUAUGCCAAUGCCCCCUACUGGACCACCAGGUAUGGUGCCACCACCCCCUGGCCCCCCUGGUACCACUCGGGCACCGCCUCCACCAGGCAUGCCUCCUCCUCCACAGAUGGGCAUGCCCCCCAGAGGACCAUUUGGACCACCCAUGGGUCCCCCUAUGCAUCCAGGCAUGAGGGGUCCCCCUCCCCCAAUGCCACCUCCGGGCUAUGCCGGAGGACCACCCAGACCGCCUCCGUUUGGUUUCCAGAGAGCACCUCCCAUGCCCCCAAGACCCCCAGCACCACCCAGAGGACCCAUACGUGCACCUAUGCCUCCUUAAAAAGAGUGUUAACUUUUUAUUAUUUGAAUUGUGUCACGUUUUUAUAUUCAUUAGUUCAUGGACGACAAGAAAUUUAAUUUCCUUUCAUUUUUGCUCACUGUACUUUCUUUAGAAUGGAAUAAACAUUUUUUUAUAGAAA